Molecule: messenger RNA, 1471 nt
Organism: Strongylocentrotus purpuratus (purple sea urchin)
Lineage: Eukaryota; Metazoa; Echinodermata; Echinoidea; Camarodonta; Strongylocentrotidae
Product: DNA-directed RNA polymerase, mitochondrial
Exons: 13
Coding region: 1-1455 (484 amino acids)
Biological process (GO): mitochondrial transcription
Cellular component (GO): mitochondrial DNA-directed RNA polymerase complex
Molecular function (GO): mitochondrial promoter sequence-specific DNA binding; DNA-directed RNA polymerase activity
Source: RefSeq, a predicted model, not a curated record
AUGAACCUGGAGAAGAUUCUGGAUACAGUGAUAUCUGUAUUUAGGGAUAGCGGAAGUAAAGCGCUUGAUGUGCCUCAACCAGCAUCAGCUUGCCCUCAUCCACCAAGAAUCACUAGUGAUGUCUCUCGAGAGGAGCUGGCACAGAUUCACAGAGAGAGGGCAGCAGCUCGUAAGAUGCAAGCUGAGAUGCAUUCAUUGAGGAUGGACAUGCUGUACAAGCUUUCCAUAGCAGACAAGGUCCGAAAUGAAAUUUUCUGGUUCCCACACAACAUGGAUUUCCGCGGGCGUGUCUACCCCUGCCCUCCACACUUCAAUCACUUCGGCAAUGACGUUACCAGGAGUCUCCUCUUGUUUGCCAGGGGGAUGCCCCUUGGUGAGGAGGGCUUCAGGUGGCUCAAGAUACAUCUUGUAAACCUCACUGGCCAUAAGAAAAGAUGCUCUGUAGAAGAAAGGCUUCAGUAUGCCCAUGAUAUGCUGCCUGAGAUUAUGGACUCUGCUGACAAACCACUAGAUGGCAACAAGUGGUGGCAGAAUUCAGAUGAACAAUGGCAGACAUUGGCAUCGUGUAUGGAGGUUACCAAGGCGAUAAGGUCGGGUGACCCUACAUCGUAUAUCAGCCAUCUUCCCAUACACCAGGAUGGUUCCUGCAAUGGCCUUCAGCAUUAUGCUGCCCUGGGUCGUGAUCUCAUCGGAGCAGAGCAGGUCAAUCUGCAUCCCUUUGACAUACCACAGGAUGUCUACAGUGGUGUCGCUCAGAUGGUUGAGGAGCUACGGAGGCAGGAUGCAGAGAAAGGAAACAAGAUUGCCCUGGCCCUUGCAGGUCACAUCAAGCGAAACGUUGUGAAGCAGACCGUGAUGACCGUGGUGUACGGUGUGACAUCGUACGGUGGUAGACGUCAGAUCUUGAAGCAGCUAAGGGAAGAGGAUGAUCUGACCAUGGAUCAGAAGUGGUUUGCUGCGGGCUACAUCACGCUCAAAGUCUUCCAGAGUCUGAGGAAGAUGUUCACCAAGACUAGGGAGAUACAGGACUACUUAACGGAGAGUGCUUGGUUGAUAUCUAAAGCCGGUGAGACGGUGGAAUGGGUGACACCUCUGGGUCUACCCAUCGUACAACCCUAUCAUAAGAAGAGUCUGAAGCUUAUCUCACAUGGAGGACGCAACGUCUAUCAUGAAGAGAGACACAGCCAGGCUGAACGUCCAGACACGAUGAAGCAGAAGAAUGCAUUCCCACCAAACUUCAUUCAUUCCCUAGACUCAACUCAUAUGAUGCUCACAUCACUCUACUCACAAAGAGCCGGUAUCGCCUUUGCCUCUGUACAUGAUUGUUACUGGACCCAUGCUAGCUCUGUCAAUCAGAUGAACAAGAUCUGUCGGAGCCAGUUUGUGAAGCUACACAAGGAACCCAUUCUAGACAAUCUCUCUGAGUUCAUGGUGGAAAAGUAUGGACAGCUGUAAGUAUGCAAGAUUACUU